AUGACUCCUGUUGCUCCUACUGCUACCACUACCACUGCUACACCCAUUGGUGGCUCACCAGCAUCGUUGUGGGCCAGGCUGAGAGUUAUGAUGGCUUCUACUACUACCACUACUACUACUACUACUAGGUCACCACCAAGGCGGGCCAAGCGAGUUCAGGCUGUGACGCUGGGCCCACGGUGCCCGGUGUGGGCAUUGGUGGUGACGGUGGCGGCGCUGGUGGUGUGCCAGGCCGGGCCGGCCCUGAGCGCGUGCCCGCCGGGCUGCUCCUGCUUCUUCGCCAUGCUCCAGUGUCUGGAGGGCCGAGCCGGCGUCACCGGCAUCCCUGCGCUGGCCUCACAGGAGAGCGAGAACAUCACCGAAAUACACAUUGAAAAGGAGCCUGAUCUGAAAAAUCUCACAGAAAUUGAUCUUGCCAACUACAGGGAACUGAAGAAUCUGACGGUGACAUCUUGCGGACUGGAAUACAUCUCUGUUAAUGCUUUUCAGCACAACCUCAAGCUGCAAUAUGUGAAUCUUGCAUCCAAUGAGCUCAGACACGUCAGCUGGAAGGUGUUCCGUUUUCUUCCCCUUCUGAAUCUGGUUUUGAGUUACAACCCACUGGACUGCUCAUGUGACCACCACUGGCUACAGCAGUGGCAACUGGGAGGACGCGGUGACCUUGACAGCCAACCCCCGACCUGCGUGUCAAACGGGACCGAUAUUCCACUUGACGCCUUGUACAUCGAGAACUGCAGUGUCCCUGAAGUUACCGUCCGUGCGUCCAGGACAAAGGCACAGGAGGGAGGGAACCUGACAUUCGUCUGUGAGGUCACCGGUGUCCCCACACCCUCAGUCUGGUGGAACACAGAGCGCCUCCACUCGCAGUACACUUCGGAGAGGAUUCUCUGGGCCGAUAGACAAGAGUUGGUCCUCCACCUGGUGAACGUGUCUUCUGGAGACAACCGCCACAACCUGACAUGUGAGGCAGAGAACCGGGCCGGCCCCGGGAGAGAUAUGGUGGAACUGGACAUUGAGUUCGCAGUAAAGAUCCUGUUUCUGCGGGACCCCGAGCCGCAGCACCACUGGUGCAUCCCCUUCGCCGUGGACGGCAACCCCAGGCCCCACAUCCGCUGGCUGUACAACGGCAAGCCGCUGAAGGAGAACCGCUACACCUACACGCAGCUCAUCCCGGACUCGGAGGACGGCUCCAUCCUGCACGGGUGCCUCUUCCUCAACAAGCCCACGCACAUGAACAACGGCCUCUACACCCUGAUCGUCAACAACACCCUGGGCACGGACAACGCCACCACCCAGGGCAAGUUCAUGGAGAACCCCUUCGAGCCCUCCGAUCCAGAGGGCCUCAUCCCCGUCCAUAAUGAUCCAAUUCCAACGAGACAAUCCACCGAGGACGUGACGAUGAACUUAGAGAGCAGAGUGUUCGGGGUGUCUGUGGCGGUGGGGCUGGCUGUGUUCACCUGCACCUUCCUCCUCAUCAUGGUGCUGGUCAUUAACAAGUGUGGACAGCACUCCAAAUUCGGCAUACAUCGUUCAUCGGUCCUGGGCACGGAGGAUGACCUGGCUGUAUCCCUGCGGUUUAUGAAUUUUGGGGCAAGCCCCCCUUCGUCAGACGAGGGGCCUCUGGACGCUGGCCUGUCAAGCUUUGUGGAGAAUCCUCAGUACUUCUGCGGCAUCAUCAAGGACAAAGACAUGUGCGUUCAGCAUAUAAAGCGAAAGGACAUCGUGCUGAAAUGGGAGCUCGGCGAGGGGGCUUUCGGAAAAGUCUACCUGGCUGAGUGUGUCAACCUGAGUCCUGAUCACGACAAGAUGCUGGUGGCCAUUAAGACUCUAAAGGACGCUAAUGAGUCCACGCGGCAGGACUUCCAGCGGGAGGCCGAGCUGCUGACAGUGCUGCAGCACGAGCACAUUGUGCGCUUCUACGGCGUCUGCACCGACGGAGAGCCGCUGGCCAUGGUCUUCGAGUACAUGCGCCACGGCGACCUGAACCGCUUCCUUAGGGCUCAUGGCCCGGACGCCCGCAUCCUGGACGAUGGCAAGAUGCCGCCCCUGGGUCAGCUGACUCUGCCCCAGAUGCUGCACAUUGCGGCCCAGAUCGCCUCUGGCAUGGUCUACCUGGCCUCCCUGCACUUUGUCCACAGGGACCUGGCCACCAGGAACUGCCUGGUGGGGGAGGGCCUGGUGGUGAAGAUCGGGGACUUUGGCAUGUCGCGGGACAUCUACAGCACUGACUACUACAGGGUUGGCGGGCGCACUAUGCUUCCCAUUCGCUGGAUGCCCCCGGAGAGCAUCAUGUACAGGAAGUUCACCACGGAGAGCGACAUCUGGAGCUUCGGCGUGGUCCUCUGGGAGAUCUUCACCUAUGGAAAGCAGCCCUGGUACCAGCUGUCCAACAGUGAGGCGAUCGAGUGUAUCACGCAGGGCCGGGAGCUGGAGAGGCCGCGCACGUGUCCCAAGGAGGUGCACCAGCUGAUGCAAGGCUGCUGGCAGCGGGAGCCCCAGCAGAGGCUGGUCAUCAAGGAGAUCUACAGCCGCCUGGUGGCCCUGGUGAAAAACCCCCCAGUCUACCUGGACAUCCUGGAGUAGGAGUGGGAGUGGGAGGGCAAGGAGAAGGAGAAGGAGAAGGAGAAGGAGCGAGAGCCGCGCAUGGAGGAGUGGAGGUGCUGCUGUGC
Engraulis encrasicolus (European anchovy) is the source of this 2669-nucleotide messenger RNA. RefSeq names its product neurotrophic tyrosine kinase, receptor, type 1 (gene ntrk1). The record is from RefSeq and is a predicted model, not a curated record. Gene Ontology annotation, biological process: multicellular organism development; positive regulation of kinase activity; protein phosphorylation. Gene Ontology annotation, molecular function: neurotrophin receptor activity; transmembrane receptor protein tyrosine kinase activity; ATP binding. NCBI's taxonomy places the organism in Eukaryota, Metazoa, Chordata, Actinopteri, Clupeiformes, Engraulidae. The transcript is spliced from 17 exons. Gene Ontology annotation, cellular component: plasma membrane; axon; signaling receptor complex. The coding region runs from base 1 to 2583 and encodes 860 amino acids.